UCACAGAUUUUUUAUCACUCUAAAUACACCGGCCAUGGCAGAUUUUGCCAAUCGUCGUAUAUCCAAACUGCCAUUUCUUCGCUGGUUCACAUUUACCGAUAUAAGAAAAACUACUGCAUUUUCAUCUUCAUCAUCUUCUUCUUCACAACCCAUAAGAUCAAAACCAUGGACAAUGAUAAUCUAGAUAUGUUCUCAAGGCUCACAAGCUCUCUCCUUGUUCUGAUUGUUAGCUAUUUGCCUUUCAAAGAAGCAGCAAGAACAAGCGUCCUGUCGAAGCAGUGGCGCAACGUUUGGCGUGAGACCACAUACCUGGAGUUUGAUGAGAAAUCCUUUGUGAAUCUUGAAGAAACUGAUGAGAAUCAGAGAAUUCAAAGGAGUUUUUUCUUUGAUUUCAUCAGGCAAUUCCUAGCAAACUACCCUCGAACGCCUAUUCAGAAAUUCUCACUGACUUGUUCAAAACCAGAGGGUUUCCUUGCAGACAUCCAAAACUUUGUCAUUUUCGCCAUUUCAAGAAACGUCAAGGACCUAGAACUCGACUUCUCUGAUCCUAUCUGGAGAGAAGAAGACGAUCCUAAGAAUCAUCCAGCAGCAGUUGAAUUGCCUUUCCAGGUUUAUCAACAUCUGGGUCUUGAGUCUUUGAAAUUAAUUUCAUGCAAUUUUGAUUUAUCCAGGUUCAGCAAUUCUACCACCCUGAAAGGGGUUUCUUUAGUAUGGGUAGAUAUGAGUUUGGCUUCUAUCGAAAUCUUGUUGCUGAGAUUCCCAUUUCUAGAGAGUCUGAGUUUGAAGAAGUGUUGGAACAUCCAUCACGUCGAGAUCACCGUGCCAAACCUGAGGCUGAAGAAUCUAGUUCUUGACAAGUGCCAUUUCAAUCGAAAUUACUACUACAUUGAUGGACCAACGUUACGGUUCUUAAAGUUCUCAGGCAGAGUUGGUAUCUUUCAGUUAGUUAAUCUAACUCAAAUAGAAGAGGCUGAUCUUGACUUUGGGAUGGAGCCCGAGUUUGAUGAUAUUGGUAUACUUCUUUAUUAUUUCCUGGAAGCGGUUUGUGCUGCUAAAGUUUUGACUCUGUGCAGUGUCCUUCUUCAGGAAAUUGUUCCCACUAGUCAUGAACCAGUGAGGUUGCGAGCCCCGCUAGCUGUCCGCCAUCUGAUCUUGAAAACUGCAAUGCACCCCAAUGAGUUUUAUGGGGUGAGGUUCAUGUUCAGGAAUUGCCCAAAACUUGAGAUCCUCACCUUUGAAAUAUGCCCUGCAAAAAUUUUUCCUGAUUACGAACCUCCCUUUGAAUUAAAUCCUUCAGAAUUUUGGUCAGAGGAGAUAUGGGUCCAAAUGUGCAUGAAGAAAAGUCUUAAAGUGAUAAAUGUAAAGGGCUUCAAAGGCACACCAAAUGAAUUGUAUAUUCUAAGAUACAUAAUCAUGUGUGCUCGCAAACUUAGAAAAGUAAAUUUUUAUGUCUUUGAUGGAGAUGACCUUGAAGAAAUUUGGGAGAAAUUUUGUUAUUUGAGACAGGUUCCUAGCUCUUCAAAGAAUCUAAAAACUCACAUUCAACUUAUUAGCAUGGAUACAUAA
Manihot esculenta (cassava) is the source of this 1566-nucleotide messenger RNA. Its product is annotated as F-box protein At3g62230. The record is from RefSeq and is a predicted model, not a curated record. The transcript is spliced from 4 exons. NCBI's taxonomy places the organism in Eukaryota, Viridiplantae, Streptophyta, Magnoliopsida, Malpighiales, Euphorbiaceae. Gene Ontology annotation, molecular function: protein binding. The coding region runs from base 166 to 1566 and encodes 466 amino acids.